AGCACCGCAAAGUCACGUGACUGAUAUGUGAACGCUUUGAACGCAGGACAAACGGCAACAGCAAAUACAUCACCUUUUACAUCGCCAUCACUUACAACAGCAUCAACGAUGUCAGAGGAAGAUCGAGUCGUCGUUCUGGCCAUGGACGGGAGCGAGUACUCCGAAUAUGCAUUUCAAUGGUACUUGAAGAAUAUUCGUCGCCCCGUCGACCACGUCGUGAUCGUCCACUGCCCCGAGUAUCACAACAUCACCUACUCGCAGGCUCCUGUCAUGAGUGAUGUGACCCUUAUCACUCAGAUGAUCCACGAGGAAGAGAGUCGGGCUCAGAAGAUGGUGGACACUUUGAGCCAGAAGCUGAAAGACAAUGGAAUGGUGGUUGAGGAUGAGGUGGAUGAUGAUGAGGAGGAGAGGUGA
Haliotis rubra (blacklip abalone) is the source of this 414-nucleotide messenger RNA. RefSeq lists its product as uncharacterized. The record is from RefSeq and is a predicted model, not a curated record. The transcript has 4 exons. Lineage: Eukaryota; Metazoa; Mollusca; Gastropoda; Lepetellida; Haliotidae. The coding region runs from base 109 to 414 and encodes 101 amino acids.